Messenger RNA from Eremothecium sinecaudum, 3483 nucleotides. RefSeq names its product Trk1p (gene TRK1). Gene Ontology annotation, biological process: intracellular potassium ion homeostasis; potassium ion import across plasma membrane. Lineage: Eukaryota; Fungi; Ascomycota; Saccharomycetes; Saccharomycetales; Saccharomycetaceae. Bases 1 to 3483 code for a protein of 1160 amino acids. The record is from RefSeq and is a predicted model, not a curated record. Gene Ontology annotation, molecular function: high-affinity potassium ion transmembrane transporter activity. The transcript has a single exon. Gene Ontology annotation, cellular component: plasma membrane.
AUGGGGCUGCUAAGGACUUUAAAACGUCAUCCUACCCUUCAAUACUUCCAUCAUACUUAUAAGAAGACAAUUGGGCAUGAAGCAAGAGAUGUUAUCAGUCGGCUUUAUCGUUUUCUUCAUCCUGUGUUGAAGAGGAUAUUCCCAAGUUUUAUAGUUGCGCACUACUAUUAUAUUAUAGGAGUAUCACUACUUUGCUCUAUAAUAUUAUAUCCUGCCCGCAAUUUGGACUAUGUUGAUAUACUGUUCUUUGCUACUGGGGCUGCGACACAGGGAGGGUUGAAUACUGUUGAUAUGAAUAAACUGAAUUUAUACCAACAGGUAGUCCUUUACAUAACCUGUAUCAUCACAGCACCGAUUUGGAUUCAUGGUAGUUUAGUGUUCAUUAGAUUAUUUUGGUUUGAGAGGUACUUUGACGGGAUUAAAGAUUGGUCAAAAAAGUAUUACCAGAUGAGGAGAACAAGAACGCUUAUUGCGAGAGAAAUGACAAGAACAAUGUCUUCUUCAGGAAUGAGCGCGAGAGGCAGAGGUAACAAAGACGCUGGCGGAGUUGGAGCCAGGGUACUCACGAAGAAUUCUGUCGGAACACCAGAUUUCCAAAGUAAAUUGUUCAGCGGGAAAAUGGUAAGACGAGAUGAGGCAACAAGCGACCAUGACGACAGUAUCUCUACUGCUUCAGAUUAUACAGAGCAAUCUAGCGCACACUCCAUGUUGGCUUAUGACGGAAAUCACCCUCAACAAAUUUCUGAAGUCCAAGGCGCUGUUAAGAAGCCUAAUAAUGCUUCUAGAAUCAUGCGAGAAAGGUUCCAGGGUAAGAGAGAUUCUAGAGAUAUCUCUCCCGCUGACAUGUAUCGGUCGAUAUUAAUCCUCCAAGGGCAUCAUCAUGAAAGUGACGAUGAUGGCCAGGUUUUAGUAAUACGUGGUCCUCACGAGAGAAGAACAGACUCCGAUCACGAAGAAGAAGGAAUAAGUAUAAAACAAGAAAAACAGGGCCCACAGAGGGAUGUAUCUCCUGAGAAACAGGCUGAAAAACUUGAGACUACAAGCCCCCCUACUGGAGUACCGUUAGAUAAUCAACUGAAAGACAGUUCUGCUUUGGAAACUCACUUCGAGGAAGACAGAGAUCAGAAUUUUAAUGGGAGUGAUAAAUCUACCCCUCAUGACCUUAAAUUAACUUCAACACCUGUUAGUGCCGGUAACAACAUUGGAACAUCAAUUCAAUUUGAUGUUAAUAACAUGCCUCGCCCCUCCGCUAGGAGGCAGCAUCAUAGUAGAAGUGACUCUCAGAAUGCCCAAGCCGAGCCUACAAAUCUACUCAGACGCAGAAGAUCUAGCAUAUUUGGUAGAUUGUCAUCUUCAGCAAGAUUCAGAGAACGCCUUUUGCAUGGUUCCGCUGUUGCCAGUUCUUCAGAUGAAGAGGAGGGUGAUAAUGAAGAAUCUGACGCUGACUCAUUAGAGAAUUCGUCAUCCUUGGAUCGGUCUCCUAAAUCAAACUUUGGCGCAAAGCAUACCAACGUUGCAGAAGAAUAUAUUCACGAUGAAAAUUCACCCAGCAACCAGGAGAAAAAGCUAAAGCAUGCCGCUUCGAUGGGCAAGCAAUCGGAAGAUGGCAAGGCUAGAAAGAUAUUUAAUAAAACAAAAAAAUUGAAGCGAUUACAUACUUCUGCAAGUUUUAGCAAGGACAGUGGUGAUCGUUGGCCACAGCUUAUUAGAAAGCGAUUAAAAAAAUCACAUACUGUUGGUACAACCUUUUCUCAUCAGAAUACCAUGAACAGUAUUGAUUCUCUCUCCGGAUUAUACGAUGGAGAAGAUGGCCUUAUGGACCUUGAUAUAAACCUACAAUCUACCAACCGUUCUAGGUCUGAAAACUACUUAUCCUAUGAUCAUAACAUUGGACGUAACUCAACUUUUAUUGGGUUGACAGACCUUCAGAAGACUGAACUGGGAGGGGUGGAAUACCGUGCAACCAAAUUAUUGUGCAAACUUUUGGUGGUAUACUAUAUUGGGUUCCAUUUGAUUACAAUUAUAUUUCUACUUCCAUGGAUUCAUUCGAAUAAAGAACAUAGCGAUGUUGUAAGAUCAUAUGGGAUAUCUCCAACAUGGUGGUCGUUUUUUACAGCAAUGAGUGGUAUGAACAACCUGGGCCUAACCCUGACUUCUAACUCAAUGAUGUCUUUUAAUAAAGCUUCCUAUCCUUUGAUUGUACUAAUUCUUGCUAUGAUUAUUGGUCACACAGGAUUUCCAAUUAUACUGAGGUUCGUCAUUUGGAUAAUGUACAAAUUCUCCCGUGACUUAUCAUCAAUGAAAGAAAAUCUAGGAUUUUUACUAGAUCAUCCUCGUCGUUGUUUUACUUUAUUAUUUCCUAAAGCUGCAACUUGGUGGUUGUUAUUGAUACUUGUAAUAAUGAAUGUUUUUGAUUUAGCUAUUUUCCUUGCUCUAGACUAUACCUCACAACCGUUGAGUGAGUUUACGCCUGGUUAUAGAGUAUUAAACGGUUUAUUCCAGGCAGUGAGCACGAGGACCACCGGAUUCAGUGUUUUGGAUAUAAGUUUGUUACAUCCUGCAAUUCAAGUUUCAUACAUGGUGAUGAUGUACGUUUCGGUGAUGCCUGUUGCUAUUUCUAUCAGGAGAACAAACGUUUAUGAAGAGCAAUCAUUAGGUAUUUACGGAGAAAUGAUUCCUAUAAUAGCAGACCCGAUGCCUGAUAGUAGCGGUCUUGAAAGAGAUACGUCGGAUAUACAGUCUGAAACGAAUAUGGAGCAGGACACCAAAUCUUUUAUUAGCGCGCAUUUGAGAAAACAACUUUCUUUUGAUCUUUGGUUCAUGUUUCUGGGGUUGUUUAUUAUUUGUAUCGCAGAGGGUUCAAAAAUCCGAGAUCCUACCAGGGUUAAUUUUACUGUUUUCCAGGUGAUGUUUGAAGUUGUUAGUGCGUACGGUACUGUAGGAUUGUCUUUUGGAUAUAUCAAUACAACCCAAUCUUUCAGUGCCCAGUUUACACCCUUAUCGAAGCUUGUAAUUAUAGCUCUACUAAUUAGAGGAAGACACAGAGGAUUACCGUACUCUCUAGAUCGUGCAAUAAUGCUUCCUAGUGAUAAACUGCAGCGCAUUGACCAAAUUGAAGACUUGAAACUUCAACGGACAAUGACGGCUGGAAACAAAGAUCCGGUGCUUCAGUAUUUGAAGAAAAGGACUCAACCAGUCUCCGGCCUUGCAAACGUCAUUAAACGUACAAUUUCUAGAGCACCUCCAUCAGCAGAAACACCAAACGAAUCAUCAGGAGGAAAAGCUAACAGUAACGUACCACCAAAUCCUCCAGAUAGUGUUCGUACAGUCAACGCCAAUUUUAAGCUCAAUAGAGAUAAAGAGCCAUUACAGGGUCCUAUCGCGGACACACCUGUUGCCAAAUCUUUAAGAUCGUACUCCGAGGUGUCGCCACACGAUAAUCCCCCAAGCGACCAUUUAGAAGAUGCGCCAUUGACACAUUAA